AGAUAAUCUAAAAUGCAUAUUAAAAAUUGUAUUAAAAUUUAAGAUCGACAUUUAUGUAAAGUGAGUAAACUUUAACGUAUAUAUAUAUAUAUAUACGUAUGUAAAAUAUAUAUUGCAUAACUGACAAAGUUUAUUUAAAAGAAAAUUGAAAGUGAUAUUUUAUAAGUAAUGGACAUUGCAUAAAUAUGAAACAAGUCGUAGAUACCAAAACUAAUUCUGGAUCAACAGGAGAAGCUGACGAGUGUUUGUUUGAAUAUCUGCAUGCUGAAAUAGUUAAUUACGUUUUAAGUUUAUCAUUAAAUACAAAGGAAGGUAAGGAAGAUCUAUCUCGAUUGGAAUGGAUGGGAUUUAGUGUUGGAUAUAAAAUCAUUGAACGAUUAACAAGAGAAUGGAGUCGUUUCAAAGAUGAAUUAGAUAUGAUUAAAUUUAUAUGUACAGAUUUUUGGUGCAGCUUAUAUCAUAAGCAAAUUGAUAAUCUCAGAACAAAUCAUCAUGGAGUAUAUGUAUUACAAGACAAUGCAUUUCGUUUACUAGAUAAAGUUGGUACUAGUAAUAGUAAACAAUAUCUUCCAGAAAGUCCACGCUUAUUAGCAUUUACAUGUGGGUUGUUGCGAGGUAGUUUAGCAAAUCUUGGCAUCGUGAGCACAGUUACAGCAGAAACAUCAACUUUACCAAGUUGCAAAUUCCAUGUUCAAGUACAAAGAGUUUAAUAUGUACAGCCAGACAUUAAUAUGCAUUUCAUAUAAUGAUUUAUCACUGUAUUAUUAACAUCAAAUUUACACAAUAUGUAAUACCUAUAGUAACGAAUAUGAGUGCUAUAAUUAACAUGAAGAGCAUGUCAAUUAUAUUCAAAAUUUUCAAUAAACUGUAAAUGAUGUAAAGAAUGAAAAUUUAACAUAUA
This is a messenger RNA of Polistes canadensis, 901 nucleotides long. It is a transcript of the gene Trs33, whose product is annotated as trafficking protein particle complex subunit 6B. Lineage: Eukaryota; Metazoa; Arthropoda; Insecta; Hymenoptera; Vespidae. The record is from RefSeq and is a predicted model, not a curated record. The coding region runs from base 186 to 710 and encodes 174 amino acids. Gene Ontology annotation, cellular component: trans-Golgi network; TRAPP complex; cis-Golgi network. The transcript has 2 exons. Gene Ontology annotation, biological process: endoplasmic reticulum to Golgi vesicle-mediated transport; regulation of GTPase activity.